Messenger RNA from Halichondria panicea, 2507 nucleotides. RefSeq names its product glutamine--tRNA ligase-like. The record is from RefSeq and is a predicted model, not a curated record. Bases 106 to 2424 code for a protein of 772 amino acids. Gene Ontology annotation, cellular component: aminoacyl-tRNA synthetase multienzyme complex; cytoplasm; cytosol. Gene Ontology annotation, molecular function: ATP binding; glutamine-tRNA ligase activity. Lineage: Eukaryota; Metazoa; Porifera; Demospongiae; Suberitida; Halichondriidae. Gene Ontology annotation, biological process: translation; glutaminyl-tRNA aminoacylation. The transcript has 21 exons.
CAUGUGACAUUUCUACCCACACAUGGCAGCUCUGUGGCAGCUCUGCACCUUUACUUUGACUCUGACUUUGACUCUGACUAUUUAAAUACUACUCCUUGAUCAAUCAUGUCGCAGUUGAUUGAGACUUUCCAGAGUAUUGGCCUCAGUGAAGCCAAAGCCAAGGAUACCAUCAAGAACACUGCUCUCUCAAACACCCUCAAGGGGCUGAUACUACAGGCCCAGCAAAAGCUGAAUGACUCCAAGGUGACCAAGCCAAUGGGUAACCUGUUGUAUCACAUGGCAACACGGUUUAAGGGUUCAGAGACAAGAUCAGCAUUCAUUGUAGAUUACAUAUGCAGUGAGAAACUGACGUCUGAGCCACAGCUGGCAGCUGCCCUGGAGUUUCUCAAGACCCACCCGGUGGACCCCAUCGACACCACAGCCUUCGAGCAGUGCUGUGGAGUGGGUGUGGUCAUUUCUCAGGAGGAAAUUACUCAGUGUGUGCAAGAAGCGAUUGAAGCCAGCCGAGCUGAGCUCCUUGAACGAAGGUACACAUUCCCCGUAGGAAAACUAAUGGGUGCUGUGAAGGACCAACUGAAGUGGGCUGAUGGGAAAUUGGUCAAGUCUACUAUUGAGCAGCAGGUUGAAGCUUUGCUUGGCCCGAAAACUGUUGAAGACUCAAAACCAUCAAAAGGAAAAAAACGAGCAGCCCCCACCACUACUGCUGCUCAGAAGAAGCCAGAAAGAGUGACUCAGAGUCAGAAGGAAGAGGAAGACCCUCUACUGACAGGGGAGGCACUCAACUUCCACAAACCAGGAGAGAACUACAAGACAGAAGGCUACGUGGUCACCCCCAAGACCAUGGAGCUGCUUCAAAAGCAUCUCACCACUACUGGUGGAAUGGUCAUCACCAGAUUCCCCCCUGAGCCCAAUGGUAUCCUGCACAUAGGCCAUGCCAAGGCCAUCAACUUUAACUUCAAGUAUGCCAUUGCCCAUGGCGGCGUCACUUACCUGAGGUACGAUGACACAAACCCUGAGAGGGAGGAAGAGAGGUUUAUCAGAGGCAUCCAAGAAAUGGUGGAGUGGCUAGGUUACAAGCCAUGGAAAGUGACCUUCUCGUCAGACAACUUUCAACAGCUGUAUAACUGGGCAGUGGAACUCAUUAAAAAAGGCCAUGCGUACGUGUGUCACCAGCGUCACGAGGAGAUCAAAGGUCACAGUCCGCCACCCAGCCCCUGGAGGGAGCGACCCAUAGAGGAGUCACUACAGCUCUUUGAGGAUAUGCGCAGAGGAAAGUUUGAGGAAGGAGAGGCCACUCUGCGUAUGAAAAUGACCCUGGAGGAUGGAAAGCAGGACCCGGUGGCAUACAGGAUCAAGUACACCCCUCACCCCCACGCAGGUGACAAGUGGUGCGUCUACCCUACCUAUGACUACACCCACUGUCUGUGUGACUCCAUUGAGAACAUCACUCACUCACUCUGCACCAAGGAGUUCCAGGCAAGACGCUCCUCCUACUAUUGGCUGUGCAAUGCGUUGAACAUCUACUGCCCUGUGCAGUGGGAGUAUGGUCGUCUUAACCUUCUCUACACUGUGGUCUCCAAAAGGAAGAUCCAGCGUCUCAUAGAGCACAAAGUGGUGGCAGACUGGGACGACCCACGGCUCUUCACGCUUACCGCUCUCAGGAGGAGGGGCUUCCCAGCAGAGGCCAUCAAUGCUUUCUGUGCCAAAGUAGGUGUGACCAUGUCUCUGGUGGUGAUCCAUCCUGACAUGCUGGAGUCUUGUGUCAGGGACAACCUCAACAAGAAUGCUACCAGGGUGAUGGCAGUUUUGGAUCCAGUUCGAGUGGUCAUACUAAACCUCUCCUCAGCUGAUACCACAGAGCUGGAGGUGCCCAACAUUCCCCAGUGUCCGGAGAAUGGUAACCACAUGGUGACCUUUGAUCCCACAGAUCUGUACAUUGACAGAGCCGACUUCAAAGAGGAGGUGGAGUCAGGAUACCGUCGCUUAGCACCAGGGCAACCUGUGGGUCUUAGACACGCUGGCUAUGUUAUCACACUUGAAAAAGUGGUGAAGGACGGCUCUGGUAAAGUGACAGAGCUUCAUGUGACAGCUGCCAAGUCGAGUGAUACCCCCAAACCUAAGGCCUUCAUUCACUGGGUCUCCAAGCCACUCACCUGCUCUGUGCGUCUCUACUCCAGACUGUUCAUUCACAAGAAUCCUGAGGACCCCAACGAAGUGCCUGGAGGGUUCUGGACUGACAUUGCACCUAACUCUUUGGAGGUGCUAGACGGUGCUCUAGUGGAGAGGAGUGUGUCUGGAGCACCGGCCCUCACCAAAUAUCAGUUUGAGAGGGUGGGCUACUUCUGUGUCGACAUUGACUCCACUAAAGAUACGAUGGUCUUCAAUAGGACUGUGUCAUUGAAAGAAGACUCCGGAAAAAACUAAUGAUACACAAUUCGAAGAGUUUAAUUAUUGUUAUACUGUUAAUUUUUGUAACAAUUCAUUGCAUAUAAGUUGAAAAGCUUGAA